AUGGCCUCGAACCCCAAUCCAGCCGGGGCGGAGACUUGGGCUUGUCCGAAAUGCCCGAGGAGUGGAUUCAAGUCCCAGGGCGCUGUCAGGACGCACUUCAUGGCCAAGGGCCACGAUCUCCAUUGCACAAUUUGCAACAAGGAGUUUCAAACCGCCAAGAGCUUCAUUACACACCAGAAGCAACAUCUCAAUUCCGACAAAUCUUCGCUUCCACCCACACGGGCCGGUGUGACGACUGCGGCCUCACUUCCUAAGAAGCCACAGAUCACAGUGAACUCUCUUCAGCCCUCAGGUUCAAAACGUCAACUUUCAUCACAUAAACUUCCUAGGCGUCCGGCUACAAAAAAGCCCCAGGUUCUCCAACAUGAGCUUGAUGAACUUCCUCAGCGCCCAGCCACGACGCCUAUGGUCCAGGAUGGGCCAAAGCAAAAGCCCAAAUCUCGGCAGAACCGUUCAAAGUCUCCGGUUUCAAAGAACGAAAUCUUUCCGCAUCCACUUCCUGAGCGCCCGGCCGUGGAUUAUGCACGCCAGGACAUGCUUCCUCGAAUAAACCAAGCGGUUCAAAACCGUUCAAAGCCUCUGUCAAAGGGUCCGGCUCCAAUGGUAGGACUUGCAAUGUGGCUCCCGACAUCGGGCUCUGUCGCCGUGGUUCAAGAAUCCCGUACAGAUCUCUUUCAGGCUCAGUCGAUACAUCGUCAUGUCAUUCUUCAAGUUCAGGAGCAAGACGUGGUGUUUCAAGAGCUGUGGAUAAGAUGCCACUCACUUCAACUCCUCGUCGUGGAGGGCUACAACCUUGGUCCUUUCUUUGCUCCCAAGAAAAUACCCGAAAAGCCUCAUUACAAGAAUGCCAGGAAGACGAACGAUAGAAAAGGUCCUCCUCCAGCACCCGUUAUUCCGUUAACAAGCUUCGUGGUCACACCUCAGCAGCUACCAAAUCAAUCCCAGAAAAGAAGAAGGGCUGUCGUGCUUGAUUGUGAGAUGGUGCAGGUAGAGGGGAACUGCAGAGAACUAGCAUACCUAACUGCAGUUGACUUCCUCACUAACGAGAUUCUCAUCGACAACUACGUGCAACCGACAAAGCGAGUCUGGAGCUGGAACACAAGAUAUAGUGGAAUCUCCUGCGCCGAAAUGAAUCGUGCCCGUGCAGAAGGGCGAGCAUUGAAUGGAUGGCAACAUGCUCGACAGGUCUUGUGGGAAUAUGUGGAUGCAGACACCGUGCUCAUGGGCCAUUCUCUCCAAAACGAUCUCAAGGUCCUGGGCUUCUACCAUUCCAGGAUUGUGGAUUCUCAAAUCCUCACCUCCGAGGCUGUCAGCAUUCUUCUCCCUUCAGACAUGGCCCUGACCCGCAGAUGGGGAUUGAAGACUCUUGCUAAAGAGCUCCUGGAAGAUGACAUUCAAGUCGGUAAAAAGGGACACAGCGCUUUGGAAGAUACCCUUGCCACAAGAGACGUUGUCAUUUGGUGCCUAAGAAACAGAGAACUCCUCGAGGCAUGGGCGAAGAGGAACCGAGACGAAGAGGUGCGCAAGAUUCUGGCAGCGAGGAAGAAGACCGAAGAGAACAGAAAGAAGAAGUUGGAGGAGGAAAAGAAAAAGGAAGAGGAGGCUGAAAGGAUCCUCCAGGCCAUGAAUGCUUAA
Penicillium atrosanguineum is the source of this 1635-nucleotide messenger RNA. RefSeq lists its product as uncharacterized. Gene Ontology annotation, biological process: rRNA processing; ribosomal large subunit assembly. Gene Ontology annotation, molecular function: nucleic acid binding; exonuclease activity. Gene Ontology annotation, cellular component: nucleus. The record is from RefSeq and is a predicted model, not a curated record. Lineage: Eukaryota; Fungi; Ascomycota; Eurotiomycetes; Eurotiales; Aspergillaceae. The transcript has 2 exons. Bases 1 to 1635 code for a protein of 544 amino acids.